CGUCUCUAUAAAAGUUGAUCUGGUUUGAUCACUGAUCAUCAUUAUACAGCAUAAUAGAAUCCAAAAAUGGCUACAGCUAUGGAUCCCGUACGUGAAAAAGCUCUUCAAGAUUAUAGAAAAAAACUUAUGGAACAUAAAGAAACUGAGUCACGAUUAAAAGAAAUGCGUGAACAUUCGAAGGAUCUUGCCAAGCAGUAUGACAAAUCAGAAAAUGAUCUCAAAGCUCUGCAAAGUGUAGGCCAGAUCGUGGGAGAAGUAUUAAAACAGCUGACUGAAGAAAAAUUUAUUGUAAAGGCUACCAACGGCCCUCGUUAUGUUGUCGGAUGCAGACGUCAGUUGGAUAAAAAUAAAUUAAAAUCAGGGACCAGAGUAGCUCUUGAUAUGACUACUUUGACUAUUAUGCGGUAUUUACCCCGUGAAGUUGAUCCUUUGGUAUAUAAUAUGUCCCAUGAAGAUCCUGGUGAUGUAACUUAUUCAGCUAUUGGAGGACUGAGUGAACAAAUUCGUGAGCUACGAGAAGUCAUAGAGUUGCCUUUAUUAAAUCCUGAACUCUUCCAGCGAGUAGGUAUUACUCCACCAAAAGGAUGUCUUUUAUAUGGACCUCCUGGAACGGGAAAAACACUUUUAGCUCGAGCUGUUGCCAGUCAACUUGAUGCUAAUUUUCUCAAAGUUGUCUCGAGUGCUAUAGUUGAUAAGUACAUCGGUGAAUCAGCUCGAUUAAUUCGUGAAAUGUUUAAUUAUGCACGCGACCAUCAGCCUUGCAUUAUAUUCAUGGAUGAAAUUGAUGCUAUUGGUGGUCGAAGAUUCUCUGAGGGUACUAGUGCUGAUCGUGAAAUUCAAAGAACACUUAUGGAGUUAUUGAAUCAAAUGGAUGGUUUUGAUUCCUUGGGUCAAGUUAAAAUGAUUAUGGCGACUAACAGACCAGAUACUCUUGACCCAGCUUUAUUACGACCGGGAAGAUUGGACAGGAAAAUUGAAAUUCCAUUGCCAAAUGAACAGGCGAGGUUGGAAAUUUUGAAAAUUCAUGCACUGCCAAUCGCUAAACAUGGAGAAAUUGAUUAUGAAGCUGUUGUUAAACUAUCAGAUGGAUUUAACGGAGCUGAUUUAAGAAAUGUAUGCACAGAGGCAGGAUUAUUCGCAAUACGUUUAGAACGCGAAUACGUUAUCCAAGAAGACUUUAUGAAGGCGGUUAGAAAAGUAUCAGAUAACAAAAAAUUGGAGUCGAAGUUAGAUUACAAGCCAGUUUAACUCUUUUUUAAAGCUUUCUUAUGUCUAUGCGUUUUAUUAUAAUAAUAAUUUGAAUAAAUAGAGUGAAUUUUUUUCACAAUUGAUUUGUAUUUGAUUAUAAUUAUAUACAAAAUAACAAAAAUACAUAAUUUGUUAAUCAACUAUA
Messenger RNA from Microplitis demolitor, 1393 nucleotides. It is a transcript of the gene Rpt4, whose product is annotated as 26S proteasome regulatory subunit 10B. Gene Ontology annotation, biological process: positive regulation of RNA polymerase II transcription preinitiation complex assembly. The coding region runs from base 67 to 1248 and encodes 393 amino acids. The record is from RefSeq and is a predicted model, not a curated record. The transcript has 6 exons. Gene Ontology annotation, cellular component: cytosolic proteasome complex; proteasome regulatory particle, base subcomplex. NCBI's taxonomy places the organism in Eukaryota, Metazoa, Arthropoda, Insecta, Hymenoptera, Braconidae. Gene Ontology annotation, molecular function: ATP hydrolysis activity; ATP binding; proteasome-activating activity.